GGCAGUGGAUCGUUAGACUUUCCGUGCUGGAAAAGAAAACUCGUUUCUUUUAUCACCUCCUGAAGUAGCACUAGCAAGCUGUAGUUGAAAGGAGAGCCACAGAAUAGCUGCGAAACAUGAGUGGAGGCGCAAUGCUGCGCUGCCUGAUCGCGCUCUUUAGCGCUUGGUAUGGUGUUGUGGCGGCCGGCCGCGAGCCAAACGCCUCUCCGAACUUCGUGGUUCUGUUCGCCGAUGACAUGGGCUAUGGUGACUUAUCAGUGAACGGACAUCCAACCAUCCGUACACCUAACAUUGAUCAACUUGCCCAUGGAGGCAUUCGCUUUUCCCAAUGGUACUCAGCAUUCCAUGUCUGCUCUCCAUCUAGAGCAGCCAUGUUGACUGGAAGAUUGCCAAUUCGUUCAGGCACUACCGGUGCUGGCUGGACAGGUGGUGUGUUUGGAGCCUCGGCAGUUGGUGGUCUGCCUCACAAUGAAACUACAUUCGCUGAGGCACUGAAGACUGCCGGAUAUGCUACAGGAAUGGUGGGAAAGUGGCAUCUUGGCCAGAAGCCAGAGUUUCUGCCCACCAACAAUGGAUUUGACGAGUACUUUGGUCUACCUUACUCAGAUGACAUGGGAAGCAGUGCCUGGUCACACUACGACCGAGGCGACAGACCCCCUCUACCGCUGCUGCACAAUACCACAAUAAUUGAGCAGCCAACGGAUCUUGGUACGCUUACACAGCGCUAUGCCCAGUACGCAUCUGACUACAUCAAUCGCAAGAAAGAUGAGAAGUUUGUCCUGUACAUGGCCUUCAGUCAUGUGCACACUCCCAACUUCGUCUCCAAGGAGUUCUGCAACACCAGUGCCAGGGGAAAGUUUGGAGACGCCGCUGCAGAGAUGGACAACGCUGUUGGUGUGAUCAUGAAAGCUCUUGAUGAUGCUGGAGUUCGCAAUAAUACUCUGACUUUCUUCACAAGUGAUAAUGGACCCUGGUUGAUACAGAAACUGGAAGGAGGCAGUGCGGGUCCUUUCUAUGAAGGCAAGACAACAACCUGGGAAGGUGGCAUACGCGAACCAGGCAUUGCUAACUGGCCAGGGACAAUUGCGCCUGGGAGAAUUGCACAGCAAGUUGUCGCCACAUAUGACAUCUUCCCAACCAUGAUGAAGCUGGCCGGCGUGCCACCUCCCAAGGAUCGCAUCAUUGACGGCAAGGACAUGUCACCAAUCUUCAGCGACCCCACCGUAGCAAGUCAACAUGAUUGUAUCUACAUCUACAAGGGAACACCUAACGGAGAUGCUCAGCCUGGCUUGUGGGCUGUCCGCUGUGGAUCAUACAAGGCUCAUUUCGUCACCAACAACCACAUCAACACCACAGCUGUCAUGCAUGACCCACCACUGCUCUAUCAUGUAGAGAGAGAUGCCACCGAGGUCUACGCACUCGACCCAAAGUCUACCGAGUACUUGAGCAACAUGGCAACAAUCAUGGCCGCCAGGCAAGCUCAUCUGGCCUCUCUAAAACAUGUGCCGAAUCAAAUGGCCAUGGGAGAAGAUCCAAAGCAGAAGCUAUGCUGUGACUGGGACAGCAAAAAGAAGUAUCCCAAGUAUCAGGAGUGUACGUGCAACCCUGACAACUGGGAGGCAUGGACGUGCGGAAGGCCCAUCCUGCAAGCUCUCACCACACCCAAUCUUCAAUGAAUGUGUCAUCAAUUUUAAUUAUUGUAUUUAUACGCGUAUUCGUAUGUUCUGAGUGAGAAAAGUACAUCAAUCGUACUUGAAUUAUGCGCCAAACACAUUAUCGCCUCCACCUGGGCGUUCUAGCCUAUGAUGCAAACUGCCACAUUAAACAUAAUGUAGUGAUCAGUGCAGUGGUGUGCCGUUCUCAGAAUUCUUCACUGUCUAUGCUUCCAUAGUUCAGCAACUGUUGUCCUCGUGUGAAUUUUUGUUUCGUUUCAUACCGCUUAGCACAUUGAUGUCCGUUUGUCGCAAUGUUCAUUUUUUUGGAAGCUUCAUAAGCGAAAUCCUCAAUGGAAUUUGGUUUGGCUAAGCAAGCCCUGUAUCGUA
This is a messenger RNA of Sycon ciliatum, 2042 nucleotides long. Its product is annotated as steryl-sulfatase-like. Gene Ontology annotation, molecular function: arylsulfatase activity. The coding region runs from base 117 to 1676 and encodes 519 amino acids. The record is from RefSeq and is a predicted model, not a curated record. The transcript has 11 exons. Lineage: Eukaryota; Metazoa; Porifera; Calcarea; Leucosolenida; Sycettidae.